AAUAUUCUUAUAAUUAGUUGAUAACUACGUAAAAAACGUACGUAACACGUACGUAUAAGUGAUUUCUUAUACGAUUAGUACAAAAUAGGCUAUUUUGAUAUAGCAGUUGUUACUUUAGACAGCAUAACUUAUACAGAAAAUUGCCAAAUUGCUCUAACAUUAGAUUUAUUUCCACGUUUAGUCCUAGUCGCGGCUCCAGUCGCUCUCGCUAUUCUCGAGCAGAUCAACAUGCACCAGCGCACCCUCCUACCAUUGUCGUAUCGCCCAUGCCACGAAGAUCGGUGUUUAGAGACGCUGCGGCCGUGGCAGGGGGCGUCACUGUCGGUACUACUAUGGGACAUCUAGCAGGAGAAGCCAUAUCGAGCAUGUUUACUGGUCGGCGACGUGAAGAAGUUGAGGAAGCACUACCUAGGAACUACCAUCUGGGUACAGAGCCUAGCGGACCAUGUGCUUAUGAGAUCGCUCAAUUCUUACAAUGCGCUACAAGCAGAGAUAAUUUGCAAGAAUGUGAGGCUUUUAACGAGGCCCUCAGAGAAUGCAAACGUCGAAAUCGUUUACCAUGAAACAGUAAAGACGGCUACACAAGUUUUAAUGAAAAUUUAUUAAAUACAAAAUAUGUAAAAUA
Melitaea cinxia (Glanville fritillary) is the source of this 625-nucleotide messenger RNA. Its product is annotated as coiled-coil-helix-coiled-coil-helix domain-containing protein 10, mitochondrial-like. NCBI's taxonomy places the organism in Eukaryota, Metazoa, Arthropoda, Insecta, Lepidoptera, Nymphalidae. Gene Ontology annotation, biological process: mitochondrion organization. The record is from RefSeq and is a predicted model, not a curated record. Gene Ontology annotation, cellular component: nucleus; mitochondrion. Bases 267 to 563 code for a protein of 98 amino acids. The transcript has 3 exons.